Schistocerca piceifrons (Central American locust) is the source of this 5509-nucleotide messenger RNA. Its product is annotated as UHRF1-binding protein 1-like. Bases 543 to 4466 code for a protein of 1307 amino acids. Lineage: Eukaryota; Metazoa; Arthropoda; Insecta; Orthoptera; Acrididae. The transcript is spliced from 20 exons. The record is from RefSeq and is a predicted model, not a curated record.
UGACAUUUCUAACGCCGUUCAACUUCUUGCAAACUGUAGACAGUAGUAUUGCAUGCUGAUGUGUCGCUUUAAUUAGAUGAAAAGGAAAUUUUUAAACUGCGAAUAAAACACAUUUUGACAAAGAGAGUAGUGGGAACUUGUGGCAAACACGACACAAAGCUGUUGUUCUAGAGGCUCUUUUUGAAUAUUUAUCUCACGCCGUGAAUUAUAUUUUAGAUAUGUUUGAGAGUACGCGACUGGGGAUUAAAGCGGAUUAUAUUUGUCGUGCAGGCCGACAGACUGUUUGUCACGGUAGUGAAGUCGACAGCGUAAUGUACGUUGGGUGAGUCAAACGUGAAAGUCCAGGAACAAAAACGAGCGAAGUCCAUAUGAUCGUCGCGAUGUACCGGUUUUGGCAUAAAUACAGAGAUUAACAGACGACAAAAGCAGCAACAAUAGUGCCAAAUCAUUAUUUACUCUUUAUUAAAGUAUGAUAAGCAGAACGACAAUUAACUUUAAUUACACAUACAGAACCUGGAAGAGGACGCUGCUUAUGUUAUGAAAUGGUUUCAAUUAUAAAGAAUCAGCUUUUGAAGCAUUUGUCGAGAUUCACCAAAAAUUUGUCAGCUGAUAAGAUCAAUUUGAGCACAUUUAAAGGUGAAGGCGAACUGUCAAACCUCCAACUGGAUGAGGCUGUGCUCACUGAUUUGCUGGAGCUGCCAUCAUGGCUUCAGCUUACAAGUGCAACCUGCAACAAAGUUGCCUUCCGGAUUCAGUGGACGAAAUUAAAAAGUGUUCCUAUUUGUCUUACUCUGGAUGAAGUACGUGUUGAAGUUGAAACCUGUGAAGAACUAAGAUCAGUUUCUGUUCAUCAAGGGCUGUCGUCAAUAGCUGGGCCAGCAAAAUAUAGUUUCAUAAAUAAGGUUAUUGAUGGUAUGACUGUCAUUGUUAACACUGUGCGAAUUACAUUCAGGAGUCCAGCUUUCAAGGCGACUGUUCAAAUACUACGCAUUGUUGUCGAGUCAAAGUCACCAAACUGGCAGAAGUGUGAUUUACGGAUGACUAGGUUAAAGGAACCUGACCGAGAGCAAAUCCUCAUUUUCAAGGAACUUGAGUGGCAGACAGUGAGAAUUGAGGCAAAUUCCACAAUGGAUAGCACUAUGACUCCACUAAGGCUGCUGACAAACCAUGCAUCAUGCCGUAUAAUAAUAAAGAAACGAUUAUCAGAUAGUCUUGUAUUGGGUUCGUGCCUUGCACUUAUAUUGGAUGAUUUAUUAUGGGUUUUGACUGAUUCACAGCUGAAAGCUGCCCUAUGUUUUGUGGGUUCCCUUGUGGGUUUGAUCCAAAAAGCCACUGAACUGACACGCAUACGCAAAGCAGCACGGAAAAUUGAGAUGCUACCUGAGUAUCAAGCACAAAUAUCACAACAGGAACAUAUCAAAGAUUCUGGAAGCACUUUGUCCCGUCUCUUUAACCGCUACGACUUCAUUGAAACUUCCUAUCAUUUUCUGCUUAAGCACAUUGACUUACAUCUUUGUGAUGAUCCAGGUGAUGGACGAUCUGUGCAUCCAGAUCUUCAGGAUGGUGGUGCGUUACAGAUCAACCUCCAACAGCUGCAGUUGGAUUACUAUCCAUACCAUCUGGCUGUGGGAAAUCGAAAGCACUGGCCAGUCUAUUGGGAAGAAAUGUACCCUCAUACACAAUGGCUCUCACAGGCUCUGAGUACUUUUCGUGCACGGCUGUUGGACAUUGUAGACCAGGGAGCUGGUGUUGGCCAUCACGCACCUGUUGGCCGUGCUCAGCAACAGAACCCACACCAACAGCAGCAGCAGAAGAACUUAGGAGCUCAGCAUGGAGAUUCAAAUGUGAAACGCAGCCAUAAUGCACAGCCUUCAUCUGGAUCUGCCACCAGCGGAAAUCCGAUGAAGACAUACAUAUUGCGGGAGCUCUCAAAGCUCAUGACUUCGUGUUUUGUACUCAGGGUCAAAGACUUCACAUUGUACCAAGUGACAACCACAAAACGCAAACAGAAACCAAAAGUAUUUAUUGCAGGUGAGAGCAGUCGCUUGAAAGGAGAAUCCACACUGGUACAUGCUGAAUUCACAUAUUAUUACUAUCCUGGGGAUAAAGCGUUCCCUUUACCUCCACCAAAAUUCUAUGCACAGCUAAACCCAGUGCAGAUAAAUUUUGAUUUACAUAGUUGUGUAUGGGCGAAUGCAUUUGCGCUGAAUUUGUAUCAGUCAUUAUUGACUGCAGCUGCUGCUCAAGACAACGUGCCGGACCUUUUUUAUGUUGAUGUGAAACUAGAAGCUAUAAAAAUAAAGGUUCUUGUGGACACUGGAGGUGUCGAGUACCGUAAUCAGCGAGACCGGCCACGUCUUCUGCAGAUUCAGGUGGAACGUGCAUCAGUUACAAAUAUACGCAGUAUGGAACAUAGCUCACGAGCAGAUCUGGCUAAAUGUGUGGAUGUUCUUCAGUCUGCACCAUUGUUCUACGGUGCCAGUUUUCCUGCUAUCCCUUCUGACAAACAUGUUGUAACAGAAAAGUUCUUGAAGCAUUUGGCAGGAAUCGACUCUGUGCGACCAGUUCCUCAUGUAACGGGGGAUGUAUCUCAGUUGGAGCAUUCUUUGUCUCGUACACUGUUAUGGACAGAUGCACGUGACGUUUGGUGUGUGUCUUUGGAACCUGUGAGUGCAAGCUUUUCGGGUGCCCCUGCAGACAUUGCUGCAGGAGUUGAUCCUGUACCAUUGACUGAUGCAUUCCCAUUAACACUGUGGGCCCAUUGGGAUGCAACUGACGCUGUGCUCAAUACACUUGCUCAUGUACCAGCACUGGUUAGUUUUCAACUUAAUCAUUAUCAAUAUUUGUUCCUUCUGAGAGCGAUGGAUAGAAUUAGUGAGACAGCAGCUGUAAUGAGUGUUGACUCACGUCGCAUUCAAGGAAAUGAUGGUCUCCCACCAACAGUUAUUUUAGCAGGCGUGUUGCUGCCACAGGUUGAAAUAACAUUUGUUAUGGCAUCACAGACACCAGGACGAGAAUACCACGGCAGUGCCGAUCUGGAAUCUGUUGUCCCUGACUCUGCAAGUCUGGCAGAUGAAGGAGUGAGAAUACAUGCCAAUAGCCUAUCUUCAUCUCCUUCAUUUGAAGGUCCAUUUGACUCUCGACUUCGCCAUAGUGUUCCUCCUAAUGUGGCAUCUUACAUGGACACAGUGACUUCAUCUCUCCCAGUAAACUCUGUGCAACCCCUUACUGGUCUUUCAAUACCUGAUAACUUCAAUGCUAGCAUAAGCACUGUUAAAAAGGGUUGGAAAGGCCUGAGCAAUAUGGUUACAUCAUUAGAUUCAGUACUGAAAGCCAGUCCGGAUGAUUUGGCCAGUGAGACUGCUUCUCAACGUAGUGAUGCCUCUUCAGACAGUGAAAGGUAUCUUCUCGAAGGACAGCAGACAGAAGGAUUAGACACUAUGUUUCGUGCUGGAAGUAUUUGUGAACUGUGGCAGCCGGGCCUGGAACUUGCAAGUGAGGUGACAGAAGAUAUAGAAAGAAUUGCUCCUGAUGGCAGUGUCAGCUCACCUAGUGAUGGCCGUUCUCCUGAUGACAGUACUGGCAAGCGAAGGGAUCUGGUAUCCUUGGCUACAAUCAAGUGUGGCCAGGUAGCAGUGAUCCAGCAAUCGGAGGGAUUCCACUCAGUAUUAAAGUUGCAGAUAGCCAGGAUUGUGACAGAUGAAUGUGGAGCUAUUCCGCUUGAUGAGUUUCAGCCUGCCAAAAUCAAGAGUAAGUUCGGAUGUCGUUCAAGAGCUUGGGCAGAAGUACCAGCGAGUGAUGAGACAAUGCCGAAGGUAGCAGUGCGAUUCGAGCACACUGUUGAGCCAAGGAGAGACCUCCAUCCGCGCUCCUGGGGAAAGAACAAGCUACAAGGUGAAGUGCAUGACCUGGAAAUGGAACUGAACAUGAGUUCACUGAUUGGGCUUGCUGAUUUUAUUGAAGAUGAAAUUAUACCAGAAGCUGUUCCCAUGGAGUUUGGUGUGCAGAAUGUAAAAUUGCAAUUGAAUGAUGAUCGCCCGCCUUCUAGCAUAACUUCUCCCAGCCCUGUUCCAGUGAACUUAAAGAUAGUUGAUAUAUUGUUAAAAAAUGACAGCAACAGAGUUUUGACUGUGGAAUCAAGAAGUGAUAUUUCAGGAAUGAGCAAGAGUGUCAAUACUAACAUUGAAAAUGCUGUGUAUGAAAGUCAGAUCUGCAAGUUGAAACAAAGUAAUGAAGAACUCAAGGCUGAGAAUGUUGAGCUGAAACGUCGGAUGGCUGCAUUGGAAAAAAUUGCAGAAGAAAAUUGCUCAUUAAGACAAGCAGUGGAAGACUGUCAAAUUCUUCGAACUUGCUUGAUGACUGCUCAGGAUGAUGUAGCACGUUUGCUUGAAGAGAAACGCACACUCAUUGACAGGUUACGUGGAAUGCAGGAACAGCUUGAUCAGCCACCAAGAACCAAGAGAUAGCACAAGUGCUUUGAAUGCUGUGAAUAAAUGUGCCACUCGCAGCUUUUCAGUGAAGGCAGUAUCACUCGUAAUUUGUUAACAGUUUAGUUUCUUCUCCUUAAAAGAUUCAGCAGAUUAUAUUUUCCUGGAAAUUGACUGUUCCAUUGAUAAAAAAAAGUUAUUAAGUGCUAGUCAGUAUGUAUGCAGAGAAAUAGGUUGUGUUGUUUAUACAUGUGUGCAAGAUGGAGACAUGUUCAUGGAGAGUUAUACAGAUAUAUUUUUUUAACCAUCCGCAGGUGUUAUGUUCCACAGUUCCUUGUUACAUAUCUUUCCUUUUUCUUAAAUAACGUAUAGUACACACAUAUUGCAAUUUGUGAAACUAAUUUUACUUAAGUCCACUGUGCUUGAAUACAAUGAUAAAGUUGAUAUUUUGUGUACUUUUUUUUAAAAGAAGAUAUGCAUUUAUUUUUAUUUUUGGUCAGUAAUAACUUAUCACAAUUUUAACAUAUUUCUGUUACAAUGGUGCCUUUAUGCUUGCCUUUACUUUCCUCCUUAUUGUCAUUACUGGUUUUUUGCCAUUAGUAGUGAUAUAGUAAGGAAUUGUGUUCAUUAGUAGGAUUUAAGAAACAAUUAUGUAUUAAAAUAUUAACAAGAUGUGAAGUUUCCCAAAUGUGAUAUUAGUAGAAGCUGUGUGCUUCGUAAAGUUAUAAUUUGUUGAUUACAUUCAGUGUACAUAUCUAUUUUUGUCAAUUUCAUCAUUGAAAUUCAUUCAUUAUUGUUGUUCCAACGUGUGCAGACAUGAUAAUAUUUUAGUAUGUAGGUUGUGGUAUUAAGGUGCUCAUUCUAAUGUGCUCUGCAUUAUCAUGUCCCAAACAGCACAUGACUUUGUGCCAACAGUGCAAUAUCCCAUAAGUUGAACUGUUGAAGUUUCAUUCAGUUAGAAUGUAAACUGAAUGAAUUAGCUUUAUCAUAGUCCUCAUAUUUAUAAUCAUUGUGCUGUUUUUAGUAUCACUGUUAUGAAACAUUGCUAGACACACCUCCAUGACCUUAAAAAUCAUAAAUGA